CUGAUGUUCCGUUAGCUUGCAGUUAGUCAUUACCUUCGCAUGCUGUUGAUGUUAAUUGUUGCUUCAUGGCAAGUUAUUGUGGCCAAAAUUUCCAGUAGUUGUUAAGCGUGUAUGGUUUUCCUGAGAAUUCCCUGGUUUUUCCUUGGGAGAAUGAUCGUCAACAAAUGGAUGAUCGUGGCUUUUAUUGUUGCGUUUGUUAUUCUAGAGAUGCAAAUUCUUCAAAUGACGAAUGUUACAACACAUGAUGAUCACAACGAGUAUGCAGGGAAUUUGCCGUCUAGCAAUAUUUUGAGAGACAGGGGUCAAUUUGAAAACAACUAUGAGUCUGACUCAUCCACUAGAGGGAAAGCCAGAUUACAAACUGAAGAUGAUCACAUCAUAAUUUUCUACAACAGAGUCCCAAAGACAGGCAGCACAUCUUUCAUGGGUGUGCUUUAUGCUUUAUGCCGUCCAAACAGAUUCCAUGCUCUGCACCUCAAUGUUAGUCGAAACUCUCACGUGAUGUCACUUUCUGAUCAGAUACGUUUUGCUCGCAACAUUACAACAUGGAAACAGGUGAUGCCAGCUGUCUAUCAUGGUCAUCUUGCCUACAUGGACUUUCAAAGACUCGGUGUUUACCAAAGUCCCCUAUUUAUAAACAUGAUAAGGAAGCCUUUGGACAGACUAGUUUCCUACUACUAUUUCUUGAGGUUUGGAGAUGAUUUUAGGCCAUACCUUCGAAGAACAAGACAAGGAGAUAAAGAGACAUUUGAUGAAUGUGUUCAGAAUGGAAAUCCAGAUUGCAGGCCUGAGAGGCUGUGGCUGCAAAUUCCAUACUUUUGUGGUCAUGCACCGCAGUGCUGGUCACCAGGAAAUAAAUGGGCUUUGGAGCAAGCUAAAAGAAACUUAGUUGAAAAAUACUUACUAGUGGGAAUCACUGAGGAAAUGGGGAACUUUGUCGCAGUUUUGGAAGUAGUACUGCCAAGAAUAUUUAAAGGGGCAACAAAAUUGUUUAAUGAAGGUGGUAAAUCUCAUCUAAGGAAGACAGCAUCGAAGAAACCAUUGGAAAGUUCAACAAUUGAAUACUUUGAACAAUCAAAAAUAUGGAAAAUGGAAAAUGAUUUUUACGAAUUCGCUAAUAAGGUUUUUCAAGAUGCCAAGAAGAGGGCGCUGAUAAUGAAGGACGGUAUCUUAGAACCUGUAAAAAAACAAUUCUUUUACGAGAAGAUAAGGCCAAAAUAAGCCAGUAAAGUAUUUGAAUUACUCAGAUUUUUAAUAUAUACUCAGGAUAAUUUUCCCCUUAAAUGAGCGAGGAGUUGGUAUUGAUGUCCGUAAGAGUGAAGUAUCAACUGAAGCCGCCCAUUUUAACACUACCGAGUUAACACGAGGAGUUGAGAUAAGCACGAAAUGACACGGCCAACAGCGUCACAUUGUCUCUGAAACUCGCUCAAUAUUAACAUCAAGUCGUCAAAUUUAGGUGACUUUCUCGGUGUGGAAUGUUUAUGGAGCAGCAUUCAAGUCCAGAGAGAAAAAGAGAAAAAUUGGGAUCAAUGUUAGUAUUAGACAACUGCGCGCUUACCCCUCCCCUAACCCCACAGCAGUCAAAGGGGAGGGUUAGUGUUUGGUUACGGGAGGGGUAGGUGCGCAGUUGCUCAGUGAUCUAAAAAUUGAUGUCGAGUGUGGACUCACUCCUUAAAAUGUUGCAUUGAAAAAUUUCCUUCCGUAAUCGUGCAGUUGCGAGGGAAAAAUUAAGAAUUGAAAUGAAACAUAGCACGUACACAAUUCUGCUGCCUUGGCGUUGUUCGGAAAAUCCUCUUGAAAUGGAGACUACCAGUGAAGGAGAAAAUUGUCUCUAAACUACUACAUGGGGAUCUUGUGGAAAAAGACAUUGAGAAAAAUAUAGAAAAGGUACUGUAUGCGAAGUUCAGUUGUCUGACUGCCCGUUAAUUCGGAAUAAGUUAGAAACUUAAACUUUUCAAAAUCGUCUUUGCCAACACACUCCCCAUACUCCCUCAAUAGGGCGAGUGUCGCAAAUCCAAUCCAAUAGUCAUCACAUCGGUCAAUCAGUGCAAAGGUACACGACAGAACGAGCCAAUCACUGCUCAGAGUAAACGUAUGCGAAAAGAAAUGGAACCCAGACUAAGUCUCCUCUCAUUGGUUUAGAAGCAGGUGGGAGUUUUUUCUCAACCAAUCGGAGAUUGUGGUGAGACAAAACUAAUGCACUGUCGAUUACUUCAAGUCUCGAUGAUUGCACCUAUAUGUGUGGGUUGGAGCAGUCUUUGAUUGAAUAUGAAGAGAAAUCAGCCACUGCCUUGUUUUUGCUGUAUUCGAAUCUGUGAUUGGUGUAGAAUGCUCGCGCCAUCAACUAAGCCAAUCAGACGCAGAUUUAACACCAAUCAUGGUUUGGUCACAGUGUUUCCAGAGCGUCUGGUAGUUUGCCUGUUUUUUUUUUUGGUUUUUUUUUCCAGUUAUGAUUUUUCUUUGUUGUGAUGGGUGGUUGUGAUUAAUUUGGCAAUGGUUGAUGGACAAUCAACUGAAAAAUGCUCUGUAUAGCUCAUUUGAAACGCAAAAGUUAACACACAUGGGAAUACUUUACGGGUAAUUAAAGAACGUGGAUUGAUUUAUUUCGUCUGGAAUAACGUCUGUAAACGAAUCCUUGCAAGCAAGUAAUUUUCUGUGAAUGAUAAACAUAAUUAGGAUUAAACCAAUUUUUCCCAUGUA
This is a messenger RNA of Pocillopora verrucosa, 2700 nucleotides long. RefSeq names its product heparan sulfate 2-O-sulfotransferase 1-like. Gene Ontology annotation, cellular component: membrane. Lineage: Eukaryota; Metazoa; Cnidaria; Anthozoa; Scleractinia; Pocilloporidae. Gene Ontology annotation, molecular function: heparan sulfate 2-sulfotransferase activity. The record is from RefSeq and is a predicted model, not a curated record.